Truncatella angustata is the source of this 1158-nucleotide messenger RNA. Its product is annotated as heterokaryon incompatibility protein-domain-containing protein. NCBI's taxonomy places the organism in Eukaryota, Fungi, Ascomycota, Sordariomycetes, Amphisphaeriales, Sporocadaceae. The transcript has 4 exons. The coding region runs from base 1 to 1158 and encodes 385 amino acids. The record is from RefSeq and is a predicted model, not a curated record.
AUGCGUCACAUUGACACCCAAACACUUCUCCUCCUCCAGCCUUGGGAUGCCGCCGGUAUGGACUAUGCAAUCCUAUCGCACACCUGGGGCUGUGAUGAGGUCACCUUCCAGGAAUGGGAGCAGGUUCACCCCUCGGGCGCAAUAAAGGGCCAAUGUCCCCAUUCAAACAAACCGGAGCACACGAUCAAAAUUCGUCAGAAGUCGGGCUAUCUGAAGAUUCUGGGUGCCUGUGAUCAAGCUCGACGUGACGGGAUUCGUUACCUUUGGUGUGAUACCAUUUGCAUCAAUAAAGAGAGCUCGGCUGAGCUAAGCGAGGCUAUCAAUUCCAUGUUCAAAUGGUACAGUAACACCCUAAUUUGCUAUGCUUACUUGACCGAUGUGGCACCUCCAAUGUCCCAGCAGCGCUUCCGUCGGGCUCGCGAUAUCAAACCGCGCUUCUUGAGUAGUCGUUGGUGGUCACGGGGAUGGACCCUUCAGGAGCUUCUUGCCCCUCAGAACGUGGUGUUCUUUGCCAAGGACUGGUCGCCGCUUGCCCACAAGACCGAAAUGGCUUUGUCGAUCUCAAACUCAACCAAUAUACAUAAGCUGGCAUUGGAGAAUCGCUCUACCAUCCCAAGUUUUUCAGUAGCGCAGCGGAUGUCGUGGGCCGCGGAUAGAACGACUACUGUUCCUGAAGACAUGGCAUACUGUCUCCUUGGGAUCUUUGAUAUCAGCAUACCAAUGUUGUACGGAGAAGGAAAUAACGCUUUUAGAAAGCUGCAAGAAGAAAUCAUCAAACGAUCUGAUGAUCAAAGUAUAUUCGCCUGGGCGUCCUACACCUGCGCGAUUGACGCCUGGACAGGAGCGUUCGCAGAAUCUCCAUCGAGCUUCCGAGGCUGUGGGUCAGUUGUUUAUGACGCCGAGGUUACAAAACUCCCCUUUUUGCAAACAAAUCUCGGAUUACGCUUAACCGUGGCCUGCGAACAUACUUCAUGGGCCUCAACUGUUCUUAUGAACUACGUGGUAACAAAAGACAAAACAGUCUGGGGGAAGUUGCGAACGUUCGUCGCAGAUUUCCUCUUUGGCUCCUUAUUCGCAAGGGGAAUGACACCUUAUGGGAAAGAUCUGGAUCGCAAAAGUCAUUGGUCUGCUUGCAACCGUCGUACAUUGUACAAAUAG